AUGGUUGCAGAGAAUCAGGAAGAAAAUCUCUACGGUAUCCUAAGCGAAAGAAACAUCAAACAGGUACAGUUUGGAAUUGAUAAGAAGUUCCCCACAUGGUAUGGCAGUAACGCUUAUUUUAGUCCCGAUAGCAGACAGCUGGGCUUCAUAGAGGAAGAUCGAACUCCGGUCAAAAGAGAAAAAUCACAAUACUGGCUUGAUACGCUGUAUGUCUGUGAGUAUUGCUUCAGGUAUACCGAUAGGGACGACAGCUUCGUGGCUCAUGUUGCGCACUGCCAAUUCAAGUCCAAAGCACCUGGUAGAGCGAAAUACAAAAGCCCCUUGUACACUAUCAGACGUGUGAGAGGCUCCAGGCAUCUUCUGUUUUGUCAGUGCCUUUGCCUGUUCACUAAGCUGUUUCUUGAUAACAAAUCGAUGUAUUUCAAAGUGGACCACUACGAGUUUUACAUUGUCUAUGAAACGGGCAACACCAAGCCGAUGGCAUUCUUCUCAAAGGACCUGGUCUCAUACCACCAAAACAAUCUUGCAUGCAUUUUGACCUUUCCGCCAUAUCAGAGACUUCGAUUAGGUACGCUUCUUUUGGAAUUUUCUUAUGCACUUUCGAAAUCAGAGCACAUUGUAUCUGGGCCGGAGUCACCUCUUUCGCCAUUCGGACUGAUAAGUUACUUGAAGUACUGGUCAAAGGUGAUCUGUUGGGAGCUGGUGGAAGGAGAAUUGGCUAACCUCGGAAGACUCUCCAUUGAAACCAUUGCGACGGUAACCGGUAUAAGAGUAGGUGAUAUUAUACUAACCCUGAAAUAUUUGGAUUGCCUCGGCGAUAACAAUCAAAUUCAUCUUCCUGUUCUUCGAAGGCAUCUCAAAGCCGUUGAGCGGAACCAUAAAGAGCUCUUUAUGCUACAUGAUGAAUAUUUAUUGAUUGAUGAUUGA
Molecule: messenger RNA, 927 nt
Organism: Torulaspora globosa
Lineage: Eukaryota; Fungi; Ascomycota; Saccharomycetes; Saccharomycetales; Saccharomycetaceae
Gene: SAS2
Product: histone acetyltransferase
Exons: 1
Coding region: 1-927 (308 amino acids)
Biological process (GO): regulation of DNA-templated transcription
Molecular function (GO): histone acetyltransferase activity
Source: RefSeq, a predicted model, not a curated record